AUGGGUGACUACGUUCCUGGCUUCGAACAACGCGAGAGCGAUAAUCGCAGCUUCGGGCAUUCUCGCCUUCCAACUCUUGGAGCUAUUCCUGUAAAAAAUGAGAAGGGACAAACUGUGAUGCAGAAAGUCAAAGUGUCGAGAUAUGUUGCUGGAAAGGCCCCAGAGUAUGCUCGAAACUAUGAGAGUGACAGUAGCGACUCAGAUCAUGAAAAACAACGAGAAGACGAGGGUCGUAGACGCAGACGUCGUGAUAGCAGUGAUGAAGACGAUAGAAGACACCACAGAAGAAAUGAAGAUCAUGGAAGACGACGUCAAGUAGAGAGACCAGAAAUUCUUGGCCGAGAAGAAGAAGAGUCGUCCGGGAAAGAACAGGACUCGGAUGAGGAUGAGGAUCAGAAAGAGGAACGGAGACAAAGAGUUCGAAUGAGAAUGUUGGAAUUGCAACGGAAUAAUAGAGACAAAGAAUGGGUGGAGGAAGAGGAUGAGGAUUCUGAUGAAGAAGAAUUUGAACGAAAACGACAAAGAAUUAGAGAGCAGGUGCUGAAAAGGGAAGAAAUGAUGAAAAAGGAAAUAAAAGAAGAAGAAGAGGAGGAUGAAGUUGAAGAAGAAGAGGAGGAAGAGGAAAGCAGUGAAGAAGAUGAUUCAGAUGAGGAUAUCGAUCCAGUUCCAAGACUGAAGCCGAUUUUCACUAGAGGAAAAGAUCGUAUAACUUUAUUGAAAGCAGAAAAAGAAAAGGAAGAAGAAAUUCAAAGAAAAAUAGAGGAGGAGAAAAGAGCCGAGGAAAGAAAACGAGAAAGUGCAAGGCUUGUGGAGAAAGUUCUUCAGGAAGAAGAGGAAGCAGAAAAACGGAAAACUGACGAUCGUGUUGAUUUGACGUCAGUUCUCACUGAUGAUGAGACAGAAAAUAUGGCUUAUGAAGCGUGGAAGUUGAGAGAGAUGAAGAGGUUGAAGAGAAACCGAGAUGAACGGGAAGCUGCUGCACGAGAGAAGGCUGAACUUGACAAGAUUCAUGCGAUGACAGAAGAAGAGCGUUUGAAAUACUUGCGAUUGAAUCCAAAGAUCAUCACAAACAAACAGGACAAAGGAAAAUACAAGUUCCUACAAAAAUAUUUCCAUCGUGGAGCUUUCUUCUUGGAUGAGGAAGACGAGGUUCUAAAACGUAAUUUCGCGGAAGCUACCAACGAUGAUCAGUUUGACAAGACGAUUCUACCGAAGGUUAUGCAGGUCAAAAACUUUGGAAAAGCUUCACGAACCAAAUAUACACAUUUGACUGAAGAAGACACCACGGAUCACCAAGGUGUCUGGGCAUCCUCUAAUCAACUGAAUUCCCAAUUUUACUCGAAAAGAGCUGGAGGAUCACGACCAGUUUUCGAACGUCCAGCUACCAAGAAGAGAAAAACAUGA
Molecule: messenger RNA, 1404 nt
Organism: Caenorhabditis briggsae
Lineage: Eukaryota; Metazoa; Nematoda; Chromadorea; Rhabditida; Rhabditidae
Gene: Cbr-mfap-1
Product: Protein CBR-MFAP-1
Exons: 4
Coding region: 1-1404 (467 amino acids)
Biological process (GO): mRNA splicing, via spliceosome
Cellular component (GO): U2-type spliceosomal complex
Molecular function (GO): RNA binding
Source: RefSeq, a predicted model, not a curated record